Messenger RNA from Mya arenaria, 375 nucleotides. Its product is annotated as fibropellin-3-like. Bases 1 to 375 code for a protein of 124 amino acids. The transcript has a single exon. The record is from RefSeq and is a predicted model, not a curated record. Lineage: Eukaryota; Metazoa; Mollusca; Bivalvia; Myida; Myidae.
AUGUACAGCUGUAUAUCCCGUGUGUCUGGGUACAGCUUUAUAUCCCGUGUGUCUGGGUGCAGCUGUAUAUCACGUGAGUCUGUGUACAGCUGUAUAUCCCGUGUGUCUGGGUGCAGCUGUAUAUCCCGUAUGUCUGGGUACAGCUGUAUAACCUGUGUGUCUGGGUACAGCUGUAUAUCCCGUGUGUCUGGGUACAGCUGUAUAUCCCGUGUGUCUAUGUACAGCUGUAUAUCCCGUGUGUCUGGGUACAGCUAUAUAUCCCGUGAGUCUGGGUACAGCUGUAUAUCCCGUGUGUCUGGGUACAGCUGUAUAUCCCGUGAGUCUGGGUACAGCUGUAUAUCCCGUAUGUCUGGGUACAGCUGUAUAUCCGGUUAG